CUCUUUCUAACAAUUCAUUUUAGCAAUUUAGCCUCUAUCUUUCUCUAGAAAGAGCAAUUUUUAUUCUGUCUAUAAACAAAAAUAAGAAAAUUUCUCUCUUUCUACCUUAUCAUGGACCCACCCCCACCUCAACCACCGUUCCCUCCGCUCCCCACCGCCACCUUCACCGCCGUGCCUGGCGACUUCUCAACCGGAACUACAGCGACCUCUACCAUAAGUUCAGCCGCCGGUCUCAGCGUAGAAGUUCCCAACAGCAACAAUCACAUAGCACAUGCAGCUAACCCCAACCCCACCGUGAACCAAUCUUUCAACCACCCACCAUACGCUGAUAUGAUCUUUGCGGCGAUAACGGCGUUGAAGGAACGUGAUGGGUCGAGUAAGAGAGCGAUCUCUAAGUACAUAGAGAAAGCGUACGCGGGACUACCGCCGACUCAUCCAGCCUUGUUGACUCAUCACCUGAAGCGGCUGAAGAGCAGUGGUCUGCUUGAGAUGGUGAAGAAAUCUUACAAACUUCCUAGAUCUGAUGCAUCCAACGAUAUCAACAAUACUGAUCUUACUCAAUCUCAAUCUGAGUCUCAGCCUCAUCCUGUUGCCGGCUCUGCUGCCUCUUCUCUCUCUGGGCCUAAGAGGGGUCGCGGCAGGCCUCCUAAGCCCAAAUCCAUUUCCAUUUCUCUUAUUGAUAGCAUUGCUGGUGCUGUACAGCCCAUUGAACGGCCCAAUAGUCUUGCAAAUGCUGCUCUCGGUCUUUCUCUCUCCACUCAGCCCAAUGUGGCUGCAUAUCCUCUCUCCAUUCAGCCUAAUAUAGCUGCUAAUCUUCCCAAUGCUGGUACUCCUGCGGCUCAGCUUCAGAUGGAUAAGAAAGGCCCCGGUCGUCCUAAGAAGGUGGCCGGACAAGGUGCCCCGUUGCUGGCUAAGAGGAGAGGGAGGCCACCGAAGGGUGUGUCAAUCGGAGCUAAGAAGAGUCCGGGCAGACCCAGGAAGGUUCCUAAACGCUUGCCUAAGUCUGUUGUCGUGCCUUAUGCUACGGGUGCUACAGUACCUAUUGUGCCAAGGCCAAGAGGUCGCCCCAAGAAGUCCCCAGUUCUGGCGGCUGCCGAUGGUAGCGUGGUGGUGCCCGCAAGGAAACCAGGUCGGCCACCCAAGAUUGGUGGGGUCGUGAAGGCGAAGGAGGGAAGGCCUGUUGGCCGACCUAAGAAGAAUGCAAACGUGCAGUGGGCAGUGACAGAUGCAUCUCAACAGCAAGAAGAAGCAUAUGGAGAUCUUAAGAGGAAAUUUGAAAUUUAUCAAUCAAGAGUGAAGCAAGCUGUUGGUGUGCUAAAGCCUCAGUUAAACAGCGAAACAGCGAGUAGUGCAGUUGCAGCAAUUGAAGAGUUAGAAGCCCUUGCAUCUAUUGAUAUCAAUCUGCCAUCGAGAGAAGAAGCUCAGUCAGCACUUAUCCAGAAUUAGGAGGCGAUUGCAGUAGGAGCAAUGGAGUUGUAAUGCGAAAGGAGCUUUCGUUGUCGGGAUCAAAAGAAAUGUAAGAAGUUCUCUAACAUUGAUAGAUGAGAGUGAGCAAGACAAGAGUCUGUAAAGAGAAUCAAGAAUGACUAAUUGUUAUUGAUGUGAAGAAGGGGAAUGUAGUUUGAUAUUUAAUCAGCUGUGGAUGACAGUGGAUUUUGUUUCGACUGUACCCAUGAAUUUAGUGUAGUUUAUCUCAUUACCUUGAGUUCAUUUAAACAAAAUGUCAUUUGCUUGAACAUGAAAUUUGUUGUGUACUUGUAGAAGCCGACAGUGGAGCAGUCUUCAGAAUAGAAUUUCAUUUGCUUUUUUGGUAGA
This is a messenger RNA of Manihot esculenta (cassava), 1815 nucleotides long. Its product is annotated as histone H1. Gene Ontology annotation, cellular component: nucleus; nucleosome; nucleolus. The record is from RefSeq and is a predicted model, not a curated record. NCBI's taxonomy places the organism in Eukaryota, Viridiplantae, Streptophyta, Magnoliopsida, Malpighiales, Euphorbiaceae. Gene Ontology annotation, molecular function: double-stranded DNA binding; nucleosomal DNA binding. Bases 112 to 1446 code for a protein of 444 amino acids. The transcript has 4 exons. Gene Ontology annotation, biological process: nucleosome assembly; negative regulation of DNA recombination; chromosome condensation.